AUGUCGAACAUAAAAGCAGACCCUGCACUAGCAGCCGCUACUGCUCGGCCAGAACAGUUCGAGGUAACAAAUGCACCUCGAAUUGACGAACCAGAAAUUGUCGAAGCUGCACCAGAGGAGCACCCGACUGAUAGCCAUGAGUUGGCAAAUGCAGACCACGAAGAAAAAGGAUAUGCGCAGAUCGAUCAUGGCCAGACCGAAGUAAAGGACUUGGGUUGGAACGAAUCUCCCGCAGAAGUACCAAAUCCUUUGGUAGGAGGAUUACAGAAUGAGGAAUUAUGGACGCUGAUUAGACGAUUCAACAAGCAAAUGUACCAUGUCAAGAAAUUGCCAGAGCCACCUCUCGGGGGUCUAGACCUCAACAUCGCAGACGAAGAAGAGUUCAGCCCUGAUAAACUGAGAGCUAAUAUUGAACGACUUUACAUGACUGUUGUCGUGGGGCUGGUCGGAUUUUGGAAGCACAUUGCAAGACUUCGAUCAUGGAGAGAAAGAAACCGAACAAUUGCAUUCGCAGCCGUAUACUUCAUCGCCUGGGCGGUCGAUUUCCUGGUGCCAGUAAUAAUUUCCUUCUUAAUGGUUCUGAUAGUAUAUCCGCCAGCAAGAACAUAUUGCUUCCCACCUGCGCCUAUUGCUCUGAUCAAUUCGAAGACCGGUGGAAUCAAGAAACCUACAGCAGGUGUGCUGGGAAGUGACAAUAGUUUGACGGGAGCACCUGAAAAGCACCAAGGAGAGGCCGUAGAGCAGGAAGCGAGGAAUUUCGUCAACAGCUUCACCUCAAUCGCCAUAAGUAGUGCUGCAGGUAAGCAUCCCCAAGGCGAUCCUCAUGGAGAAGAAGAAGGAGCAAGCAGUCUCGAAGAUACUGCCCCCGAUCCAACGAACAUGGCAUUAGGCGCCGCAGAAGCAAAAGGAAAAAGUGAAGGAGGCCAGCCGAAUUCUGUGCAUGAUAAGACCAAGGAGCCAAUGUCCGCUGCCAUGUGGUCGAAGACUAGACCUGUCAUGCAUGCGAUUGCGGACAUCUCUGAUGGCUGGGAGAGAUUUGGCAAUGCCCUGUCUCCAACUGCACCAUUUCCAAAGGAGAAACCUCGUCUCAAGUUGGCAGCAUGCCUCGUGCCUGUACUUCUGAUUUCGCUCUUUACGAGCUCCUACAUGUUCAUGAAGAUGAAUGGGCUCUUUGUCGGAUUUGGCUUCUUUGGAGACCCACUCAUCUGGAGAGGACUUUCGUACUUGAAUAGAGAAUUUCCUCACUGGCAGAAACUUUUGGAAAUCCGAAACACUUUGCUCAAGGGCGUCCCCACCAACGCCCAGCUUACUAUUACUCUCCUGCGGAUUGGAGAAGCAAACAAGGCACCUAUUCCUCCACCACCUUAUUCUGGACCACCUCCCCCUGAUGCAGCCCACGAGACUGCUGGUCAGAACCUUGAGCAUCUUGAAGGCGUACCCGAUGAUGAAAUGGCACAGGCAAUCCAUCCUGAUACUGCGGUGACCACAGGCGCAGAUACGGCGCCAAAGAAGAAACAACAUGGUCGUCGCAUCCUUGCUGCUAUCAAAGGUGUCACAAAAGGUGGAGUUGAAACCAUCAUGGGCACAGACAGAUUGAAGGCAGCAGCUGGUGCAGAACAUGCUAAGAAUCGUCUUGGUGUUUUGAGGUCUGGUGGUCCCCGUCCUGCAGGGCCUGUCCAAUUCCCGUGUCGAUAUAAAGGCAAGAAAGGUCAUGCUUAUAUCACAAUCACAGCAACUACGCCUGCUUUGAGUUGGACCACAGAGAAAGAGGACAUAGACCCUGUGUUCUCCAUAGCUAUCGAAGAUGUUGCUGAGAUCAAGAAGGUUGGCGGACUUGGCUGGAAGACUAAGCUCGUUGUGGGGUGGGCGACUGAUAGAGAAAUUGCCGAUGGAAUUCUCAUUAUUGAUAAAGCGGGCGAUAAGAAACAGCUUACAGCUAUUGCUCUUCGAGAGGAGCUAUUUAAUCGCUUGGUGGCGAUGGGAGCUCAGAUGUGGGAAGCCUGGUAAGAUUUGAGCCCGUGAUCCGAGUCUGCUUCCUCUCUUGGACUUUUACAUAGACAGAUACCACAACUGCGAUGAUACGUACAUAGGAC
This is a messenger RNA of Mollisia scopiformis, 2093 nucleotides long. RefSeq lists its product as uncharacterized. NCBI's taxonomy places the organism in Eukaryota, Fungi, Ascomycota, Leotiomycetes, Helotiales, Mollisiaceae. Bases 1 to 2007 code for a protein of 668 amino acids. The transcript is spliced from 3 exons. The record is from RefSeq and is a predicted model, not a curated record.